Nymphaea colorata (pocket water lily) is the source of this 423-nucleotide messenger RNA. RefSeq names its product early nodulin-93-like. The transcript is spliced from 4 exons. Bases 1 to 354 code for a protein of 117 amino acids. The record is from RefSeq and is a predicted model, not a curated record. NCBI's taxonomy places the organism in Eukaryota, Viridiplantae, Streptophyta, Magnoliopsida, Nymphaeales, Nymphaeaceae.
AUGGGUAGUAGUGAUUCUUCAUCAUCUAAACCAGUAAACAGCAACGCAGUUUCUUCUCCAUUGGAGAUGAAUCAAGAUUCGGGGCAGUACUUGAACCAAAAGCUAGUCGACGCGAAGCGCUAUGGUCAUGAGGGAGUGGUUGCAGGAGCUAAAGCAGCUCUCGUCGGAACGAUUGCCAGUGCUGUUCCUACUUUUGUGAGCGUCAGAGUGUUCCCUUGGGCGAGAUACAACCUCAACCCAGCAGCACAGGCCCUCAUCGUAUCUACAGUGGCAGGGGCGGCAUACUUCAUAGUAGCAGACAAGACAGUGCUGGCUUCGGCAAGGAAGAACUCCGUUAAGCGUGUCCAAGAAUGAGUGUCUCACCAUCAUAUAUAAAUGUUGUCUAUCUAUAUGUACACUAGUGAGGGAUACCUUUUUCAGAUU